GCCCGCGUCCAGGCGCCGCAUUCACCCAGGACAGUGGAUCCUGUGAACCCCUGGGGUGCGUUUGGCUUGUUCUGAACCUUCAAAAAAUGACUUUCACUUGCGUCUUUCUUUUUGGAAGAUGUCGGUGCCGUCGGGUUCGUCGUUUCUGAAUAGUUCUUUACCUUGUCAGGGCCGGAGAGGCCUUAAAGUUGGGGGCCAUUAACCCCGGAGCAAUGUCAAUAACCACCCCGACAUUUCACAGCUAAAUAUGACAGGGACACGGCCAGGUUCUUGGUGGAGCUCACCGACACCCGACUGCUGAGUAGGAUAUGUCUGAGCACAACAAGUUCCAGCAACGCAAUUCUGAUAACUGGAUCUCUCUGGUCAAAUAAAGCCAAACUAAAUGGAGAAUUUGGAACAAGAUCAAAUACUGUUUGAAAAACAGUACUAUGAAGACCUUUUGGCCUUAAAAAACUCAUGCAGGCAGAGGCUGCUGAUUGUGGGCGAGCACUAUGAGCUCCAGAAGAACAAAUGCAACACGGAACAUAAAAGUAAUAUGAAAAGUUUAGCAUCAACAGAAGAACUAGACAAGUUUUUCAUGAAUAAUGUACAACGAGUUCCUGUGAAGAAUAGUCACUGUAUACUGCAUUCAUCUGGAAACACAGUGAUGAGAAAAUCCUGCUCUGCAAAUGAACUCAGAAGUUUAACUGAUUCAGAGCUGAAUGUUAAAAAGGAUCCGAAGAAAUCCAGCAGACCCAAGUCUGUUACUUCAGCUUGGACCUCACAGUUUACAGUUCCUCAGCCAUUUGACAUGACGAUGCGGGAAAGUCAAAAGAAGAUUCAACUUCUCAGAUCCAGACUAUUGCUGGAAAUAGCAAAGGAGCAAUUGGAAACACAGGACCGGGAAGUGACAGAAUGCCAGAAGAAAUUCCGGGCUCUUCCUGUACCAGCUCAUGUUUAUCUUCAACUUUAUGAAGAAAUGAAUGAACAGAAUGACGAAAGGAGAAGAAGAGGACGAGAGAAGCGGAAAGAAUUCCUGAUGUCCACACAGAAACCAUUCAGUUUUACUGAGAAGGAAGAGGAGGAGAAAAAAGAGAAUGAGAAGUUGAAACUACAGAUCAGUGAAGUCAUACCAGAAACGGUGAAGAAGGCAAAACCGAUAAAGAAAAUUCCACUGUCUGUUAAAGAUCCAACAGUAAGCGAGAAGCUAAAAGAAGAUGAGCUGUUCAGAAAGAUCCGCAUACAGAUGCGAGCUGCAGACUUACUCAAAAGUGCUUCUUCACCUAUAAAUCUUCAUCCUUACAAAAAGGAGCUGGCUAGAUCAAGCUCUAUGAAAACCAGAGAGAAAAAGCUGGGAUUCCUGGAAGAUGAGCCAAAGUUCAAGCCGAGGAUAAAUCCAGACGUUCCUGAUUAUGUAAAACUCUACAAAGCUUUUCAAAGAGAAGCGAGAAGAAAGGAGCAGGUGAAGGAGACAACCAAAUGUGUGCCCUUUGAACUUCAUACAUCAAAACUAGCACCACGGCAAAGCAACACAAGUGAAGUUGUAUCAAAGGAUUCUCAUCAGAAAGUUAAGACUCAUUUGAAUGAAAACAAUUCUUUCAGUGGCAUUCAUUCACUAUCUUCUGAUACACUUCCUACCUACACAACAGAUGCUGCAAGGAAAAGGCACUCAGCUGUCAGAAAAUCUCUAGAAGAACGAGACAAACAAGUGCUCGAGAAAGCUCAGUGGAUGGAGAAGUACAAGAUGAAUACCCAAAGCAUGAGCAAAACUUUAUUGACACGGGCUAAAGCUAUGGACCCUCAUCAAAGCCUAGCAGAGACCUACAAAAAAACAUUGAAGCAGUAUAGACAGCGAGAUUUCAAGAGGAAGAAAGAAUACAUGAAGGAAAUGGAGGAGAUGAAGAGACGAGUCCGUAGCAGACCGUUCCUCUUUGAACAAGUCAGUCAGAAAAAUGCUUCAUCCGUAGCUGAGAGACGGUACCGUGAAACAUUGCGGCAAGCUGGAGUGGAUGAAGAAUUUGUGGAGGAUAAAGGAAGAAAUACAGCGUCUAUCCCUCUUACAAUAUCGGAUGAAGAAGACAAUAGCUUUGACAGUGAAGACAGCAGAGAAAACCAGGAGAGUGACGAGACAAGUGAGCCUUCAGAAAGUAUCAAACCAGUGGGAGUAAAUGAGGAAAACAUUAUUCCAAAGGACAAAGGUGAAGAGGAUGGAGAACAAGAUGACGAUCCUUACUGAGACAAACAAAAUAAUCUUGAGUAAGAAAUUCAACCUGUGAAUAGUACUAAUAGUUCUAGCCUUCAGUUAAAAGAAAGACAACAAUAAAUUAUUCACUCUUUCUACAUUAGGUUUGCAAUUACAAUUACUCCAGCCUGUGUUUUGAUGUAGAUAUGUUAGCAAGCAUAAUGUGAGCCAAUUACCAAUGUACACUGUACCUUGGAAACAUAUCAUUUCAGAAUCCAAGCACACACCGCUCUUAAAAUUAGUGACAUAGCAUUGAUGAACUAUCUGAAUUUUGCUUUUAUCAGUUUAAUAUAUUAUUUCACAAGUUACAUCCAUGUCUCUUUUGUACAUUUAAUGUAAAGUUUUGCAUUUGACAUGUUUGAAGGACAUAAUGUACUUGAGCAAAGGACAUUCCUGCUGGGUAUCGACAUGUUAAUAAACUAGAAAGUAAAGUAUACCUUCUCUUAAGAAGAGGCUAUUCAGUCUGUUAAGACCAUUGAUUGUAAGAACUAUCGAACUCUUUGGAAUACCCCUACUUUUUACUCCCGCUCCCCCGAGAGCCCUUCAAA
This is a messenger RNA of Hemiscyllium ocellatum (epaulette shark), 2769 nucleotides long. RefSeq names its product FAM161 centrosomal protein B (gene fam161b). Bases 383 to 2215 code for a protein of 610 amino acids. Gene Ontology annotation, cellular component: cilium. NCBI's taxonomy places the organism in Eukaryota, Metazoa, Chordata, Chondrichthyes, Orectolobiformes, Hemiscylliidae. Gene Ontology annotation, biological process: cilium organization. The transcript is spliced from 10 exons. The record is from RefSeq and is a predicted model, not a curated record.